GCAAAUCAAUUUUUGUGGAAUGCAUCCAAUGAGAAGGCAUAUCUAUUUAUUGUUGUGAACAAAUUUGACGAGAUUAAAAACAAAGAAAAAUGUAGACGCAUGAUCCUGGAACAAAUUAAACAAAUCUCACCACGCACCUUUGAAUAUCAUGAUGAUCUUGUGCACUUUGUCAGUGCUAAUGCUAUAAAUGUGGACGGGAAUCCACCACACACAAAUCGUAUCCCUGAAGUUGAUCAUCUUGAAGAGAGUUUGCGUACUUUUGUUCUAAAGAAACGAUCCAAGUCUAAAUUGGCACCAGCAAGGCAUUAUUUACAUAAUCUCCUAUAUGACAUUGGGGUGCUCGCUGAAUUUAAUCGCGAACUUGCUGCUAUAGAAUAUGAUCAACUUACACGUGAAUUGGAAGAGGGUGAACCUGCUUUCCGAAAAUUGCAACGGGAUGGCAGCCGUGUCGUGGAGGAAGCAGAACGACUCUGUGAAUCUACAUGCCAGUCAAUCCGUAAAACAAUUAAAGAUCAACUUUCUAGCGUGAUUGAUGAUAUACACAAAGUAGAUGAAAAUUGUGAAUAUCAUGGUCUUUUGUAUAUGUGGAAUUAUGCAAUGGAACUUCGUGACGGCAUGUUACAAAAAAUUCAAAAUGAACUUAGUAAAUGUGAAUUAAUCGCAAAACAAGAAGUAUCUACUUGUAUCGAAAAGAUUCAAGAAAUGCCCGUACAAAACCUUGUCAUCGACCCGAUCGAUGCUAAGCUUGAUAAAUAUUUCACCAAUCGAAAUAACAACCCGAUUCAAAUUCAUAUUGACCCAAGCGAUUUCUUCGACUUGAAUCUAGGUCUUGACUUAAACCAUCGAAUGAAUGAACACGUUGGAAUGCUUGGCAUCUCUAGCGGUGCUCUUGUCAUGUUUGGGGGCAAAUUCUUAGGAUACAAUGUCAUGUCCAAUUUAUUUAAAAUCUCCAAUGUCGUUGGUUUCAAUAAUAUGCGCAAAUUAGCUCUUCCUCUUAUUGGCUUAGCUGGUUUCGGUUUCCUCGUUUAUAUCGUGAGCGAUGCACGUCACGCUAUCUCACGCAAUGUUGCUCGUAAGGUUCGUAGUCAGCUUACGCAAUCCAAUUAUGCUGAAUGUCAGGCACACCGUAUUUCCUAUCACGGACGCAAAGCCACUCGUCGUUUAAUCAAUCAUUUACGAGAUUGCUUCCGACGAGCUAUUGAUGCCGAAGAGCAAAAAAGAAAAGAACAGCGUGAAAAAGCGAAGGUUUCUGAUGAAGCCAAAUUUUACUUUAGUGGGGUGUUUUCAAAAGCCGAAGAGAUGUCUAAAGUUUUGGAGGUAUUGGAUAUUGACGUCGUGGAAGAUGAAAUAUUGGCG
Molecule: messenger RNA, 1356 nt
Organism: Ambispora leptoticha
Lineage: Eukaryota; Fungi; Glomeromycota; Glomeromycetes; Archaeosporales; Ambisporaceae
Source: the annotation of a GenBank genome assembly